Molecule: messenger RNA, 1730 nt
Organism: Microplitis demolitor
Lineage: Eukaryota; Metazoa; Arthropoda; Insecta; Hymenoptera; Braconidae
Product: WASH complex subunit 1
Exons: 4
Coding region: 158-1615 (485 amino acids)
Biological process (GO): exocytosis; retrograde transport, endosome to Golgi; Arp2/3 complex-mediated actin nucleation
Cellular component (GO): early endosome; recycling endosome; WASH complex
Molecular function (GO): alpha-tubulin binding; gamma-tubulin binding; actin binding
Source: RefSeq, a predicted model, not a curated record
UCCAUGGAUAUCUAAGUAGUUUUACAAUUUACAUUCAAGAAAGCUUUUAAGAUUUGUUUAAAUGAAUUUUGACAUUUUGACAUUUAAUUAAAUAUUCUUUAAAUAAACUUAUUUGUAAUCCAUAUUAAUUAAUUAACUGCGUAUAAAUAUAAAGAAAAUGCGGGAAAGAAUUGAAAUCGGAAUUAUUUCUAAUGAUACUAGUCAUGAAGGAACGAUAAUUCAAAUUGCUAAUAGUCUUGACGCAUUACAAUCAGCAGCUUCCUAUAUUUUUAAAUCAAUCGACGACAGAGUUUUAAAUUAUACCAAAAGAUUACAAGAUGUCAAACAAAAAACUAAUAAACUUCAGGAUCAAUUAUUUUAUUUACAAAAUAACAUGAGUUUAAAAGCUAUAAAAAUUUAUUCGGAUGCCAAGUAUCCGGCGUACUCGACUUACAAAGAAUACGAAACUUUUAUAAAUAGUCCAAAUGACGAGUUGCCGGUUAAUAAACAAGUCAGUCGAUCGGAUAAUUACUCUGUAAAAAAUUCAGUUGAGUCAACGGUGAAAGCUGAUCACUAUGCUAGUGAAUUAAAACUAAAAGAAAAGUUGCAAUUUUAUUAUGUUAUGAAUAAACCAUUGAAAAAAGAUGAUUUAAAUAAAACAAACGAGACAUCAGUUACUCGUGUGUCAUCAGUAAGUGCUUUAUUGAUUGAUGAUAAUCAAACAUCUAACAAGUCUGCGAAUUUAUCAUCACCAAUUGGCAAUAAUAAGCGUAAGAUUGAAGAUGCUCCUGAUUCAAUAAACCAGCCAUGGCAGUCGUCUGAUUUUGAAUCGCCGUCUUAUUUAUAUGCUCCAAUGCUUGGCGAAGUACCACAAAUAAAUGUACCAGCAAUACUACCAGAUCUUCCAGGAAUUGUUGAUGACGAAAAAUUCGUUCUAGAUUUGAGUUUCCAGAGUCCAAUAGCACCAUCAUCAGCAGUAACAUCACCAACAGCAAGAAUUGAUCUUCCAGACGCUGGAGUAUCUUUAAAAGAUGUAAAACAAACAAAAGAAAUUAAUAAUACUCCAAAUCUUCCCAAUUUGGAUCAAGAUUCAGGAUAUCUGGCAGCGCCAUCUCCAUCACCACCACCACCACCACCACCUCCGCUGCCACCAGCGACAAUAAAUCAACCUCAAAGUUCACCACAAGUAUCUCAACCUGUAUCUGCACCUUCACCUGCACCACCACCUCCUCCUCCUCCACCUCCACCACCCUCUGAAAUAAAAGAAAAGGAACAGAAAGUUGAAUCUAAACCUGUAGCAAAACCAGCGUCAACUGACGACCGCAGUAAUCUAAUGGAAGCUAUAAGAGCUGCUGGUGGAAUUGGAAAAGCUAAACUACGACACACUGGUGAAAAAACAAGUGACCGAUGGUCAUCAGCUUCUGUAGGAGGUGAUCUGAUGGCUGACUUACACGCCAAGUUGUCUUUGAGACGAAAAGGUAUUGCUGGAGGCAGUGCUGGUGCUGGUAGUUCUAUUGGUGCUUUAGAGAGAAUAUCUCGUCUGAUUCCACCGCCACCUAAACCCAAUGAAGCUUCUGAUCGCAACUCAACAAGUGAAUAUGAUUCCCAACCUGAUGCUGACGACUGGGAAGAAUAAUUUUUCAUUAUGAUUUUUUUUUUAUUUUAUUGGCUAAUUAUAAAUAUAUUUUUAAUUACAAAUACAAUAGUCAUGUUAAUAUUUAUUGUAAAUAUAAAUAAAAAAAAUUAUUUUA